Neltuma alba is the source of this 1964-nucleotide messenger RNA. Its product is annotated as beta-fructofuranosidase, insoluble isoenzyme CWINV3. The record is from RefSeq and is a predicted model, not a curated record. Lineage: Eukaryota; Viridiplantae; Streptophyta; Magnoliopsida; Fabales; Fabaceae. The transcript has 7 exons. The coding region runs from base 57 to 1784 and encodes 575 amino acids. Gene Ontology annotation, molecular function: hydrolase activity, hydrolyzing O-glycosyl compounds. Gene Ontology annotation, biological process: carbohydrate metabolic process.
AAGAUCAAACCGCAUGGCAAGAGCCAUCUGGUUCAUAUUGGGGCCUCCCCACAAAGAUGGAGAGAUUAGCAGCCACAGUUCUGUUCAUCUGCUUAUUUAGUUUUCUGCUAAACUGUGGAAUAAUUCAGAUUGAAGCAUCUCCGGGCAGCGUCGAUUCAAUCCCAGAAACACAGCCUUACCGAACUUCUUACCACUUUCAGCCCUCCCAUAAUUGGAUGAACGAUCCAAAUGGACCGAUGUACUACAAAGGAGUUUAUCACUUAUUCUACCAACACAACCCUUAUGCGGCAACAUUUGGGGAUAGAAUAAUAUGGGCACAUUCUGUAUCCUAUGAUCUCAUCAAUUGGAUUCAUUUAAAUAAUGCUAUCGAACCAAGCCAGCCGUCUGACAUUAAUAGUUGCUGGUCCGGUUCUGUGACGAUCCUCCCAGGAGAAAAACCCGUGAUUUUGUACACGGGGAUUGAUGCUAACAAACACCAAGUUCAGAACUUGGCUACUCCAAAGAAUCUAUCUGAUCCUUUCUUGAGGGAAUGGAUCAAAUAUCCUCACAAUCCUAUCAUGAGGCCGCCCAUUGGAGUUGAGCUCGAUAAUUUCAGAGACCCAUCCACUGCUUGGCUGGGAAAGGAUGGAAAAUGGAGAGUCGUAAUUGGUGCUCAGAACGGUGAUGAAGGGAAAGUGAUUCUGGGCCAAACUGAGGAUUUUGUUAAUUGGACUGUAGAUGCUAAUCCCUUCUAUUUGUCUGAAAAUACUGGAGUAGUUGAAUGCCCGGAUUUUUAUCCAGUGUCCAUUGAAGGAGCUAAUGGAGUCGAUACAUCUGAAGAAAAUCUCAACGUUAGGCAUGUACUGAAGAUAGGCUACUUGCGUAUUCCACACGACUUCUAUUUUCUGGGUAAAUAUCUCUCGGAUCAGAACAGCUUCAUGGCUGAUACUAAGUUUACUGGAACUAGCUUGGAUUUGAGGUACGAUUAUGGUAAAUUCUAUGCUUCGAAGACGUUUUUUGACUAUGCCAAGAGCAGGAGGAUCCUCUGGGGAUGGGUGAAUGAGUCAGACACCAGACAAGAUGAUAUAGACAAAGGAUGGGCUGGUCUCCAGUCCAUUCCCAGGCAAGUUUGGCUCGAUAAAAGUGGGAAGCGUUUGGUACAGUGGCCAGUUGAAGAGGUGGAAGAACUGCGCAAGGAGCAGGUUAGUAUUACUGGAGAGAAGCUCGUGAGUAAAUCACUCCUUGAAGUUUCAGGAAUCACAGCUUCACAGGCGGAUGUGGAGGUGUUGUUUGAGCUACCUGAUAUAGAAAACGCUGAGGGGAUAGAUCCCACAAAGGUUGAUCCCCAGAUACUGUGCAGUGAAGAAUAUGCAGCUCAGAGUGGGAUAAUAGGGCCAUUCGGUUUAUCAGCAUUAGCUUCAGAGGACCAGACAGAGCAAACUGCAAUCUUCUUCAGAAUAUAUAAAGCUCCCAACAGAUAUAUAGGCCUAAUGUGCAGUGACCAAAGCAGGUCUUCGUUGCGGAAAGAUCUCGAUAAAACAACAUAUGGAUCAUUCUUUGACGUAGAUCCUAAGACCAGAACCAUCUCACUCAGAAGCCUGAUUGACCACUCCAUAAUUGAGAGUUUUGGGGAGGGGGGAAGAGUUUGUAUAACCUCAAGAGUAUACCCGUCCUUGGCUAUUCAUGAAAACGCUCAUCUUUAUGUUUUCAACAAUGGAUCUCAGAGCGUAACAGUUUCCAAGUUGAAUGCUUGGAGCAUGGGCAAAGCAGACAUCGGCCACCAAGACACAAUCAGCUGCUUUUAGAAAUCUUUUUUUUUUUUUGGGCUGUUCUCUGAACCAUUGGUGUAUCAAGGAAAUAAAUGUUUAUUUUGUCUCUGCAUGCCAUUGCAUUGAUUUAAUUUAAAUUAAAAAUUAUCGGAAGAUCGCAAUUCUUCAUCUUACUGGUGUCUUUAUCCUAUUUAUAUUACUUGAGCUAUCCUGUUA